GCGGAACAAAAUGGAAUAGCCACUCGUAUAUUGAACUCAUUAUUUGAAAGUGAAAACAACGAGAAAUUCCAAAUUUCAAUUUCGUUCAUCGAAAUUUACAAGGAAGAAGCAUUUGAUUUGCUAGAUGGAACAUCGCCAGUGUCGAUUUACAACAAAGGUCAUUCUAAGGGUCAAGCGAUCAAGAAACCGAUCAAAAGUUCCAAUGACAUGUUGAUACUACUGUCACGUGGUACAGUGAAACGUCGUGUUCGAGAAACAAAAAUGAAUUUAAUUAGCAGUCGAUCGCACUGUAUUUUAAAAAUCUAUCUUGCUGUCAAGCAUGAACAAAAUAGCAGCACCGAGUCAGUGAUCAAUUUAGUAGAUUUGGCUGGAACGGAAAGCAUAAAAAAGACAGAAUGCACAGGCGAUGCCCGUAUCGAAAUGGCGAGCAUCAAUAAGUCGUUGCUUGUGUUCAGAAGAAUUGUCGCUGCAAUGGCAAAAAACGAUCAAGUUAUACACAGUGGUUCAGUAAUUGUGCAAAUGCUAAAAGAUUCAUUGAACAAGCGCUCCUACUUGACGCUCUUGGGCUGCAUAAGUCCGUAUAAAGAAAAUAAAGGCGAAACACGUACUACACUCGAAUUUGUUUCCGAUGCUAAACAAAUAACAAUGACACCUCGGCAAAAUACCCGUAUCUAUGAAUUCAAACAAUCGAAAACACCGAAAAAAUUCGAAUCAAAACAAGUAAUCCGAACACCAAAUUCAACAACAAAAAUGCGAACUCCGUUCAAGCGACCAUGGUCAGUCAGUCAACAGAAUAAAUUCAAACAGCAAUUUAGUGAGCCACAUGCCAAAAAACCCACGCAAAAUACUGCAAAACAAAUAUCUACGAUCGCAUCAACAUCGAAAAAAAUAAGUUUUAUGAAUAACAAAACUCGCCAUAACUCAUUGUCUUUGGAAAAAGCAAAUAAGCCGAAAGCUGCCACCAACCUAUUUCCAAAAGAAAAACCAAUAAACGAAACCACAUUCAUGAGACCAUCAAUUGAAUUCAAUUGGGCGAAUGCCUCCACGUCAAGCGUGAUCGAACGUGAUCAAAAUCCACUGGAAAUAACAAACUUAAGUUCAAACCCACAGGAAAAAUGCAUUCGUAAUAUAUUAAAAGAUGUGCAACUAAAUACACCAGACCGUGAAAUUGUGGUUAGGAAACUGCAGAUGCAUUACAGUACGAUUAAACCGUACGAUGCACAAUCAACGCAUUCGGUAAAGCAAACACCGCCGUUGUCAUCUCUAGCAUCGCCGACUGUAUCCAAUGAAUAUAUAGUCGAAAACAAUUCAUCUGUCACAAAAAGUGGAACCACACCAAUCACACCACAGGACGUAUCAAAUGUGCACGAAAGUGAAUUAUUCAUCAAAAAUGCAAUCAUAAAUGUUCCAAUGGAAACGGAACAAAACGAUAAAAAUCUAUUAAGAACGUCAACCAUUUCAGACGCUGUAAAUGACUUCCAAGAAACUCUUGAUCCAAAGUUCGGCGAGCCCAUUCUUAGUUCGACACAAUUUGUACAGCUCAAUGCCAACAAUAAACAGCCUGAGCUCGAUGUAAACGAUGAGAUUUUGACAAAAUCCAUGAACGUUUCGACGAAAAUUGGUGGCGUCAGCGAAAAUGUGUGUGAUACAGAAGGAGACACCACAGUUUAUUAUAAUAUUGAAAAAGUUAAAGAUACUGCUAUAGUAAAUACAAAUGAAAAUUGUCCGAAAAUUGUGACGCCAUUGAUAUUGAGAAAGAGUAAAAAACUUAGUGAUUUUGAAAAAACCGUUUAUCAACCAAUGAAAAAACCAAGAAAUGUACUGCCCAUGCAUCAAAAUAUUGAUGAAGAUGCACCAAAUCUAUGCUAUGCCAGCCCACAGAAUUCAUUUGUUCAACAGCAAUCGAUAUCGUCGAUGCCUGAAGUACCGGCCAUUGAAAACACACCGCGUAUAACCAGAUUAGCUGCUGCCAGAAAAGCUCGAAAUAACUACGCUCGAUUUCCGUUAUCACCGCGAGUUUUAUUGCACCGAAUCGAAAAUGUGCGUCAAUAUCAAAUGCUUAAAAAGCAUUUAAAUUCACGAGCAGAAACAAAAACUAAUAAGCGAAAAUCAAGAAUAGUCCAAAUCAUUCCCACUGAAAGAAAUACACCGACUGAACGAUCCAAAACUAAAAAAUUGAUGAUCAAUCGUGAACGCGUAUUGAACAUAAUCAACACAGGUUCUAUCGAUGACCUUAAAAAAUUACACACAAUUGGUGUAAAGACAGCGGAUCUUAUAUACACCUACCGGGACAUUCAUGGUAAUUUCACCUCACUCGAGUCAAUGAAAAAGCUGUGGUCGACUAAGUCCUAUCAAAAAUUUUUAAACAAAAAUUUCUUAGUUUAAAUCAUCGACAAUGAAAAAAUAUAUUUACAAUCAAAUUUUCCAUAUUUUUUUAAAAUAUUUAUUCUUUUUACAUCAAGUCAUAUAUAAGAAACUAAUGCAUUAACGACCGCCGGUAAAAAAUUAUUUUACCAAUAAAUUCUUCAAAUGACCCAUAACAACCAAAAAUGAACAAUUAAAAUAAUAUCCCUUAUAUUUUGAGCAUUCAUUUUGGAAAUGUAUAUUUGUGACUUUUGAAGUUCGAAACCAAUCGAAAUUUGUGAAGAAAGAAAAAAUCUGUGAGAGAUUUGGCUAUUUAUGGCUCUUUAAUACAACA
Molecule: messenger RNA, 2698 nt
Organism: Contarinia nasturtii (swede midge)
Lineage: Eukaryota; Metazoa; Arthropoda; Insecta; Diptera; Cecidomyiidae
Product: kinesin-1 heavy chain-like
Exons: 7
Coding region: 208-2385 (725 amino acids)
Biological process (GO): microtubule-based movement
Cellular component (GO): microtubule; kinesin complex
Molecular function (GO): ATP hydrolysis activity; ATP binding; microtubule motor activity
Source: RefSeq, a predicted model, not a curated record